Molecule: messenger RNA, 809 nt
Organism: Neoarius graeffei (lesser salmon catfish)
Lineage: Eukaryota; Metazoa; Chordata; Actinopteri; Siluriformes; Ariidae
Product: transmembrane protein 179
Exons: 4
Coding region: 1-702 (233 amino acids)
Source: RefSeq, a predicted model, not a curated record
AUGGCAAAAAGCAAUUUUGUAUUCACGCAGUGCGUCCUGUAUUUUCUAGCUUUUAUCUUUGGGUUUAUCGCAGUGGUGCCUCUCUCGGAGAAUGCUGAGGACUUCGGAGGGAAAUGCUUGCUCUUCACGCGGGGUAUGUGGCAGAAUGAGAACAUCACGGUGUCCAAGCAGCGCUUCAUCGUGGAGGAGUGGGGACCGCAGUCCUCCUGCAGCUUCAUCACCUUCGCUGGCGUGGCCUCCCUUGUGCUGGCCGCGGUUCAGGCCUGGAGGCUGCUCUUCCUCAUCUGCAAAGGCCAUGACGACUCCAUAUUUAAUGCCUUCUUGAACCUGCUGAUCAGCUUGUUUGUGGUGUGUGCCGUGUUCCUGUCCAGCACCAUCGUGACUGUGGGCUUUAACCUGUGGUGCGAUGCUAUUACUGAGGGGGGCAGCAUGCCCAGCAGCUGCGAGGAUUUACAGGACACUGAUUUGGAGCUGGGGUUAAACAACUCUGCAUUCUAUGACCAGUUUGCCAUUGUGCAAUUUGGACUGUGGGCUGCUUGGUUGACCUGGUUGGGUAUCACGUUCAUGGCCUUCCUGAAGGUCUACCAUAACUACCGUCAAGAAGACCUGCUGGAUAGCCUAAUCCAUGAGAAGGAGUUCCUACUGGGUCGUUCCUCACGCCGCUGCUCUGACAUUCUGGAUAAGAAAAGUCCCAUGAUCUGAUUCUGUCUGGAAGCACAAAACAUGGUCCAGUUAUCUGAAUGUGAUGAUUUGAGAUGAGACACAAAGCUGACAUGCACGGAAAUGAAUAGUAUUUCAAGGUUCUUUUU